Helianthus annuus (common sunflower) is the source of this 1914-nucleotide messenger RNA. RefSeq lists its product as uncharacterized. The record is from RefSeq and is a predicted model, not a curated record. The coding region runs from base 168 to 1715 and encodes 515 amino acids. The transcript is spliced from 7 exons. Gene Ontology annotation, molecular function: protein binding. NCBI's taxonomy places the organism in Eukaryota, Viridiplantae, Streptophyta, Magnoliopsida, Asterales, Asteraceae.
CUCCUAAUUCACUUUCUUCUUUCACACCUCUCUCAAAAAUCCCACCUUUUUUCAUCUAAAAAGCACCCUCCUUUAACAACAAACCCAUCUCAUCUCAUCUCAUCUCAUCUCAUCUCAUCUCAUUAGGGUUCGCUUCACUUCACUUCACUUCUACUCAACUCUCUCUAAUGCCUUCACACAAAAUAAUGCCUAAACUUUUCUUCAUUUUCUCGCUUGCUCUUUUGCUCUUCAUCGGUGCAUCUUCUGCAGCUCCUUCUACCUCCCCUGCUGCAAGGAUUGUUAAUGGCCUUUUCUCCAAUCUUGCUUCUGCUGCCAUCAAAUGGGCCUCGUCUCUCAAAUUCAAAACUUCUACCAAAACAACAAUCACUGGGAGGCCAAUGAUGAAGUUUGAGAGUGGAUAUGAAGUGGAGACGGUUUUCGAUGGGAGUAAGCUUGGGAUUGAACCUCAUGCUCUUGAGGUUUUGCCUAAUGGAGAGCUUCUUGUUCUUGAUUCUGCUAAUAGCAAUCUUUACAAGAUCUCUUCCUCAUUAUCUCUAUAUAGUAGACCGAAACUGGUUGCUGGAUCGCCUGAUGGGCAUUCGGGACAUGUAGAUGGGAGGCUUAGGGAAGCUAAAAUGAACCACCCGAAAGGUCUUACGGUUGAUGAUAAAGGAAAUAUAUACAUUGCUGAUACUGCCAACAUGGCAAUUAGGAAAAUAAGUGAUACAGGGGUGACUACCAUUGCAGGAGGAGGGAAAGUGGGCCGUGGUGGCCACGUAGAUGGACCGAGUGAAGAUGCUAAAUUUUCCAAUGAUUUUGAUGUGCUCUACAUCGGUAGUAGUUGUUCUCUUCUUGUUAUAGACAGAGGAAACCAAGCCAUCCGUGAGAUCCAACUGCCGUUUGAUGAUUGUGCUUAUCAGUAUGGAAGUGGUUUCCCAGUGGGGAUCGCAGUGUUGGUUGCAGCAGGAUUCUUCGGUUACAUGCUUGCGUUGCUGCAGCGCAGAGCUGGUAGCAUGCUUUUCAAUCAAGUCGAUGAACCACAAACAACGAUGAAACCAAGCAUGACUCCAACACCACCAUACCUGAAAUCAACUGUAAGGCCGCCACUAAUUCCGUCAGAAUAUGAGCCGGAGAAACAAGAUGAGGGUUUCAUUGCAUCUCUUGGGAAACUCAUGGCCAAUGCAACGUCAUCAUUCUCAGAAAUCUUGUCAAAUAUCUUCCCGGGCUUCAAAAAGAAACAACUUAACUAUCACUACCAAAAUCAACCACCGUUUCACCAAAACCACAAGUAUGGGUCAAACCCGUGGCCUGUUCAAGAUAGCUAUGUGAUCCCUGACGGAGAUGAGCCGCCCCCAUCUAUUGAGACCCGAACCACGACCCCAAACCCGACCCCGAAAAAAACAUACCCAUUUAUGACAAACGAUGCUUCUGAAAAAAUACAACAGUUUCGUCAGAGCCGCCAUCUUUACAACGGGUGGGACCGUGAAUCUCAACAACCGCAACAACAGCAACAUCACAACAGAUAUUAUUCUUCGAUAGCGGAAACUUAUUAUGAACAAAGUACAGAGAAAACGAAUGAGAUUGUAUUUGGAGCAGUUCAAGAACAAGCUGAAUCAAUGGUGAUAAAGCCAUUAGAUCAUGGGAGUUCGGUUUAUGAUCAUCGUGGUAAGAUAAGCAGCUCUCGCUCUCGUUCUCGGCCUCGUUCUCAUUCUCGUGGUUUUGCUCAUGUUGAUUAAUUAGUUGUGUGAUAAUAAAACAGUAAACUGGAAAUUAUUUAUUUGAUUGUGAUAAGUAAUUUUGGAAUGUUUAAGAAUAUAGUAAGUAGUAGGGUUUUGUAUGGUGCAGCAUUUGUUGGAGGAAGAAGAAGAAGAAGCUCCCCUUGUUAUGAAAAGUGAAUAUUAUUUUUUUUUCCUGCAAAACAAUGGUUUUUUCUUC